Messenger RNA from Mauremys reevesii (Reeves's turtle), 1486 nucleotides. RefSeq names its product serine rich and transmembrane domain containing 1 (gene SERTM1). The record is from RefSeq and is a predicted model, not a curated record. The transcript is spliced from 3 exons. The coding region runs from base 449 to 772 and encodes 107 amino acids. Gene Ontology annotation, cellular component: intracellular membrane-bounded organelle. Lineage: Eukaryota; Metazoa; Chordata; Testudines; Geoemydidae.
GGCAGGGGAGCCGCGCUCCCCCCGGCUGGCGCGCGGCUCUGUGGAGCAGGACGGCCGGAGGCAGCCGCGCGCUCGCUCUGGUCCGACGCGCUGAAGCCAGACUGGGGGAGCUCGGGCCAUUUCCCAGAGCAGGGACAGGAGAGAAUCUGCUUUGGUUCAUUGCUUGACUUCCCCUCCCACCAUGGUCACUUCCCAGAGAGGCAGCUUGGUCCAUUCAUCGUGCGCGGCAAGGCAAGGAUCGGUCAGUUGCAAAAGAAGAGUGGACUGAAGAAUACAGCAUCUUAUAUGACCUGUGGGUUUGAGAAGUGAAGAACAACUCUGAUCACAGGGUGACUUGUUAUGUCUAUGUUGUGAUGGAAAAAUGAAAGCAUCUAGAAUACAGCAUUUUUUAUACUUCUAAAACUGCCUUUGAGUACAACAUCUAUUCCCUUCAAAACACACACACAAAAUGUCAGAACUUGACCCUUCAUCUGGAUUAGUAGGAAACAUGGAAAAUGGGACUUUUCUGGAGCUAUAUCCAACAUCCUUGUCAACUUCAGUGGAUUCCUCAUCUGGCCGCUUAUCAAAUGUCUAUGUCUAUGUUUCUAUAUUUCUCAGUCUCUUAGCAUUUCUUCUUUUGCUAUUAAUCAUUGCACUUCAGAGGCUGAAAAACAUCAUCUCUUCCAGUGCCUCCUACCCAGAAUACACUAGUGAUGCUGGAAGUUCUUUCACUAAUUUAGAAGUUUGUAGUAUUUCUUCCCAGCGAUCUGCUUUCUCAAACCUUUCUUCAUGAAAAGAAAUGACGGAAAUACAUUGGGAAAGGAACAACUUUGUCCAGCUUUUGAGGGAAAUAGUGCAUGUAGCGUUUACCAUUGAGGACUAUUAAUCAUGAAAGAGGUGACUUUUAAAGUUCUCUUUGAUUUUCUUCCUCUUUUUAGUUUCCAUUUCCCCUUCUAUUAACGAUGCUUUUCAUCUUGGAGCAUGGAAAAUGGCAUCUGGUCGUAGCUUCAUGUAUGUACUGGCAAUGCUGCCUUUCUCUCAUACGUAUACACAUCCAUGCAUACACACCGACUUCCUGCCAAAUUUAAAUAUGGUUCUAGGUGGUUGUUCUAAUUCUUGUCUGCAGUUGUAUCCCUCUUACCUGGAUUUCCCUUUGUUAGUGUGUCAUUGACUUUUCACUGGAUAGCGCCUUCUGGACAAGAUCGCUUUCACAAAAAUGCUACCACACUGAUUUAAUAGACAAAUUGGCACCUUGGCCAAUUUUAAAGUUUUGGGUGGGGUUUUUUGUUUUUAAUUGUGAUGUCAUUUCAGUAUUUAAAUUAUGUUAUUAAAACAAAACUAAAAUAAUUCUUUUGUUAAUAAGCAUUAAUUUUGUCUAUGUAUACCUGUCCAUUGAAUCUUUCUGUAUAAAGCCUCUACAAGUCAACUUUCACAUACACUUUGACAUAUUUGCUUAAUUUUAUUUAGCAAAAGCAGCUAGAAUAAAUAUGCACAGUUGUAAACUCAA